UUGAACCGAGUUCCAACCCGUCUCCUUCCCCUCUUCUGUGCUCAACAUCUAUCCCUUCCUCUCCGUUUUCUCGCCGUUUGUCACCGCACGUCGCACCAUACUGGUAGGAUCCAUGGGAAAAAGGAAAAGCAACAUCUCCGGACUUGCGCGCUUUGUAUUCGAGGUAGUCCAAGAUCCCCGACCCCAACCGAUAAACCAGUCUCCUGAAGCUUCGCCUGAGGGAAAGGCAGCGGCUUCGCGAGAAACAGGGGAUGAUGGGAGGGGCGACGAUGUGCUGGACACGAGGCCGAAGAAAAAGCCGAAGCUCCACACAGGACUGCUGGGACCCGGGCUCGAGAAGUACGACGCGACUGGACUAGUUCCGUUCUACACCGAUGCCUCGCAAGUACCUCAACAUCUGCAGAAGUACUUUUCGCAGCGAGAACGCUUCUUCUCCUUGUACUCGUCAGGCUGUCUUCUGGAUGAGGAAGGCUGGUAUAGCGUGACGCCUGAGGCGAUUGCGGAUCAGAUUGCAGAGAGGUGCAGGUGCAACGUUAUUCUGGAUGCAUUCUGUGGCGUUGGAGGUAAUGCUAUCGCAUUUGCGAAGACAUGUGAACGAGUGAUUGCAUUGGACAUAUCCCCCGUACGUCUCGCCCUUGCAAGACACAACGCAGUCCUUUAUGGCGUGGAAGACCGAAUAGAGUUCAUACUGGCAGACUUUUUCUCCUUCGCACGGACAUUGAAGCAGCGUCCGGGGCGGAAGAUUGACGUCGUCUUUCUGAGUCCACCUUGGGGCGGCCCCUCCUAUCUGUCUGUCUCACCGUCAAAGACACGUCCUACUCCUAGCGCCCCUAUCGCUCUCGAGGACGCUUCAGAGGAUACAUACGCGGAAUAUAGCUUGUCCAGCGUUCGUCCCGUCCAUGGCACAGAGCUCUUCAAGAUCGCACGAGAUAUCACUCAGAAUAUCGCGUAUUUUCUCCCCAGGAACACAAGCCUGGAGGAGCUCUCUGGUCUAGUCGCGUCCGACGGUGCGUCAGGUUCUGCCUCGGAGAUGAUCGAGGUGGAGGAGGAGUGGAUGGGAUCGAAGUUGAAGGCGCUUACCUGCUACUUCGGUGGGCUCGUGGCGGGUCAGGAGCUUAUAUUUAACGCAUAGUGCUGUAGCUUCCUCUAGUUUGAUGCUAGUAUAGUUUUCGCAUACAC
Messenger RNA from Dichomitus squalens LYAD-421 SS1, 1179 nucleotides. RefSeq names its product S-adenosyl-L-methionine-dependent methyltransferase. The transcript is spliced from 3 exons. The record is from RefSeq and is a predicted model, not a curated record. Lineage: Eukaryota; Fungi; Basidiomycota; Agaricomycetes; Polyporales; Polyporaceae. Bases 113 to 1132 code for a protein of 339 amino acids. Gene Ontology annotation, biological process: 7-methylguanosine cap hypermethylation; 7-methylguanosine RNA capping. Gene Ontology annotation, molecular function: RNA cap trimethylguanosine synthase activity. Gene Ontology annotation, cellular component: nucleus.